Girardinichthys multiradiatus is the source of this 4555-nucleotide messenger RNA. RefSeq names its product cholinergic receptor, muscarinic 5b (gene chrm5b). The transcript is spliced from 2 exons. Gene Ontology annotation, cellular component: plasma membrane; synapse; dendrite. NCBI's taxonomy places the organism in Eukaryota, Metazoa, Chordata, Actinopteri, Cyprinodontiformes, Goodeidae. Gene Ontology annotation, molecular function: G protein-coupled acetylcholine receptor activity; G protein-coupled serotonin receptor activity. Gene Ontology annotation, biological process: adenylate cyclase-inhibiting G protein-coupled acetylcholine receptor signaling pathway; G protein-coupled receptor signaling pathway, coupled to cyclic nucleotide second messenger; chemical synaptic transmission. The record is from RefSeq and is a predicted model, not a curated record. The coding region runs from base 774 to 2288 and encodes 504 amino acids.
ACGGCUGCAAACAGAGGUGACAAAAAGUGAUUCAUCCUGUGCAGCCUUAAGGAUUAACACUUUAUCUUCACUGUGUUUCGAACUGGAGUUGUUGAAACUUUACAGAAACUAAGACGGCCUGCCUUUUCUUUUUAGAUUCUUGAAAAUAUAGAACUGGAAAGGUCAUCGUUAGUGAACUCUGAUUAUUGCUCCCAAGAACCAGGAGCUCUUCAUGGUAAUUUGUGACUUUUUUCAAAAAGGUCUGAGCAGAAGCUUCAAAGCACCUCAGCUGGUUUUGUCACGCAGACACUGAACAGCUGUUGCUUCUGCCACCUCGUCUUAGGGGGAAAAAAAGCUACAGGAUGCAGCACUCAUACGUUCCUGACAAACUUGUUUGCAUAAAAGUGCCUCGUUCUUAGCAACUGAUGAGGAUGAGAGAUGGCGUGGUGACCUACCUGUAUUUGACAAGUGUGUUUUUCACCUCGUUGGAGAGAAGAGCGCGGAGGGAAAAGGUCUACAAGAGGGAACAGGGGAGGAGAGAGCCAGCCGGGAAAGGUGCGAGGCAAACGCUUUGAGAGAAAAAAUGACUCGCACAGUAGGGAGAAGAGACUGAGUGAUCGCUGCCAGACAGACAGAGGAGGAGGGAGGAAGAAAAACUAACAAAGAUUUGAUCAAACGCCCUUUUAGUUCUGGAGUGUUGUGUUCUGUCAGAGCCAUCAAGGGCAACCAGCUCUUCCUUAUGGGGUCACAAAGAGGCGACUGACAACUGCAAGAAAAACUAAUAACAGAAAACAAUGGAUUUCCAAAACAGCACUUUUGGCAAUACGUCACAUCCUCACAGCCUUUGGGAGGUGAUAACCAUCGCUACGGUGUCAGCCAUCGUCAGCUUGAUAACUAUAGUUGGAAACGUACUGGUCUUGCUGUCAUUCAAAGUAAACAGCCAGCUUAAGACCGUAAACAACUACUACCUGCUUAGUUUGGCCUUUGCUGACCUCAUCAUAGGAGUGCUUUCCAUGAACUUAUACACCACAUAUAUACUGAUGGGCUACUGGUCCUUGGGGAACAUUGCAUGUGAUCUCUGGCUGGCAGUGGAUUAUGUGGCCAGCAAUGCUUCAGUCAUGAACUUGCUUGUGAUCAGCUUUGACAGAUACUUCUCAAUCACGAGGCCACUGACUUACAGGGCAAAGAGGACUCCAAAGAGAGCCGCCAUUAUGAUUGGUCUGGCUUGGCUGGUGUCUUUUGUCCUCUGGGCACCACCCAUUCUAUGCUGGCAGUACUUUGUAGGAGAGAGAAACGUUCCUCCAGACCAGUGCCAAAUCCAGUUUUUAACCGAGCCCGUGAUCACGUUUGGAACAGCAAUCGCUGCUUUCUACAUCCCGGUCUCAGUUAUGACCAUCCUCUACUGCAGGAUCUACAAGGAGACACAAAAACGAACAAAAGACCUGGCAGAGCUUCAAGGACUCACAACAGGGAAUGUCUCAGAAGGGACUAGACCACAGAAGACAAUGAUUCGUUCCUGUUUUCAUUUCCCCAGAGAGAGAAAAGACCAGAGCCAGGCCUCCUGGUCCUCGUCUAAUCAAAGUAAUGUUACUAAAAUGACCACCAGGUCAGAUGAAGCAUGGGCAAAAGCAGAUCAGAUUACUUCUUUUAACAGCUACACAUCAUCAGAGGAGGAGGAACAUCAUGUUUCAAUAGAAACCCCACAAGGGUCAUUCAAAGAGCAGCAGACUGGACAAAGUAAUAAGAAUGGGGAGGUUCCAGAUUACACAGAGGAGGAGUAUUGUUCCACUCCUCAGAAGAAGAACCAUAAAAGCUUAAUUUCUUACAAGUUCAAACGUAGCUCAAAGGGUAAAAAUGACAGUCCAACAAGUCCAAAAUCAUGCCCUCCAGAGCGGCCAGCCAAAAAGGCUUCCACCUCUUCGUCCUCCACCACCUCCAAGCCCAUAGACUCUGCCCUGAAGAACCAGAUCACCAAGAGGAAAAGGAUGGUGCUUGUGAAGGAGAAGAAGGCAGCCCAGACCCUCAGCGCCAUCCUCCUGGCCUUCAUCCUAACAUGGACGCCGUACAACAUCAUGGUGCUCAUCUCCACAUUUUGCGCCGAGUGCAUCCCUCUGUCCCUCUGGCACUUGGGCUACUGGCUUUGCUACGUAAACAGCACCAUCAACCCAAUGUGCUACGCUCUGUGCAACAAAACCUUCCAGAAGACCUUCCGCAUGCUUCUGCUCUGCCAGUGGAGGAAGAGGAGGCGUGGCAAGGACAAGAUGUGCUGGAGGGCCCAGAAUCCAAACGUCAACAAUAAAAUGAACUGAUGUGGUAGUUAACAGUUCUUUAACCACAUGUUAGCAUCUGUUGAUAUUUGCUAGUGUUCAUCCAGUGUCUUGUGCUGCAGGUGGUUUCUGUAUUUAAUAUAUGUAUGUAGGAAAUGAGCACAAGUCAAAAUGACUGUAAGGAAAGUUUACUCAGAACAUAAAAGUAGAUACAGCACUCUCCACACCUAAAGAUGUGUAAAAGAAAACUAACUUUGAUGGCAAUAGUGUAAUCUCACACUGAGAAUUUAAAUAAAAUCCAACCUUUUAUGUAAGUAAAUUUUUUUCUGUGGGUAAAAAAAAUCCCAUGUUAGCAAAAGUAUUAAAAAACAUGGUUCACUGUUGCAACUGUUACUGGCUGCUCUGCUAUUUAAGCUUUGUACAAUCCUUUUUUCUCAACAGGAUAGCACUCAGUCUUCGAUACCAUUUCACAAGGUUGAAGUGGACAAAGAGAGAAGCUGGUCAGUCUGGUCUCUUGGUUUAGGUCUGGUCGCUGAUAUGGCCAUGGAACAAGUUUGAUUUUGUGUCUUGUGAACCAUUUUUGUGCUGAUUAGGCCAUCAAUGCUAUGGAUUAUUAUCUGCAUUAUUAGUAGAGCAUUUAGUUUUCUGACAGAGACCACAUAUGUAUUUCAAUAAAUUCAUGACGGCAUGCCCUCUAAGCAAGGCUUCCCGGAGCCUUUGAAAGAUAAACAAGCCCACAGCAUCACAAGCUCUCCACCGUUUAAAAUUCUUAGAGGUGCUUAUAAAUAUAACACAAUAGAUUUUGUUCUGUACAUAUAUUUCCUCUACUUUUUGUUUUUUUAACAGUCAAUAAAUGUGCUCAAAAUAAAGACCGGAUUUUCUACAUUUGUAAUUGUGAGAGUAUGCUACUGCAAUAAAUUAAACUUUGUUUUAAGGCUUUUUACGCAUCUUUUCCAGGACAGCUGAUUGUUUUGUUUUAAAAAUCAAUCCUGAAUGAAAAUACCUCUAAAUUUUCAAACUCAUGAUGUACUUAUACAUAAAAGAGCCGCUGUAAACCUGAGAAGCCACCACUAAACCUCUUACCCCUGCUUGAAACUGAUGGCUUCCGACGGUGACCCUCUGCUUGCAGGACACCUUCAAAUCUCAGAGUGAAAUACUUGUAGUUGUGCUUCAUGGUGAUUAAUGAUAGUACCACUUUUUACAGCAAGAAAAAAAAACACUAAAUAAGAAAUAUAUCUCUUCUAGGUGUUGUCGUCAAUCUUUGCUUCUAGGUCCAGCAUGAGUAACAGAAGUGCAAAAAGUAUGGAGUGCUCUUCUGGUAUUGCUUAUUUGAAUUACUGAGAUACCAAUAGAAACAUGUAAAUUAAAUUUGUCACUGUAUUUGUUACAUAUGAAACAAGCAUUCAUCUCUUUUCAUGCUGAUUUAGAUAUAGAGUAUGACUUGCAAAAAUAAAAAUUUAGAAGACAGAUUAAUAUGGAUUUUUUUAUAUCUUGAAAAUGUGCUCAUUCCUUGUCCGGUCACAUCAAUUUGCAUUUUCUUAUUACAAGAUUAACCAAAUCCAUCAUUCAUGCGCUUAUUGAUGCUAAUGCUGCUUACAGUUACAGUAUUUAUUUACUUACUGCUUCAUGCUGUUUUAUCUAGAAAAGUAUUUUAUUUUGAGAUGACUCAGCUGUUAUAUUCACCCUCCUCAAUAAAAUUCAAACCACGAGUGUGUCAAUGGGUGCACAUUCAACAUCUUGGAUUAUGAUUUUACAAAUAAAAGUGGAGUUCAGCCACUUUUCAUGAAUGUAAGACUGGAGAAAAUAAACCAUUAGAUUUUGUGUAUUUAAGUAUGUAAGAAAAAUGCAGAUAAUUUAUACAGUAGCUCUGAAAAGUGUGUACAUACCUGCCAGGUUGCUCUGAUGUACAAUAUGAGACCAAGAUAAAUCACUCCAAAGCUUUUCUUACCUUUAAUGUGAAAUAUAUUCUGUACAAUUCAACCUUAAACACAAACAAAACUGUUUGGAGGAAUAAUAUUUUUAAAAUGGCAUCUGCUUGUGCUCUGGUGCCAUACCGGGGGCACGAAUACCGAAAAAAAGUCUAAUUCCAGCCAUCGAUUUUAUCCACCACAAAAAGUCUUGCUCAGUCUGAAUAAAAGCAGCCCCUGAGCAUGAUGCUGCCACCAUCAUGCCUCACUGUGUGUAUAGUCUUCCUAGUUUGUGGCAAACAUACCUUGGACUUGUGCUCCAGAUGUUCAACUCUGGUUUCAUUCUACUACCAGAUUGUAGGAGAUUUUAUCCAUGCCGGGAUGUUUUUUUUUUUUUUUUUU